UGUGUGUAACAUCAUUGUUGAGACCAGAGAGCCUGCUGAUCAGAAGCUACUGAUACAAGGGUUACUGCUGAAGGUCACACACCAAUGAACACACUUUACAGAGGAUGGACUUCUCUAACUGUACAGAGGGGUUCUUCUCCCUGGGCGAUGGGAGUGAAGAGGUUUCUAUAAUCCCCCCAAGUAAGAUCCUCCUCACCUUCACCCUGUCCCUGCUCGCUGUCAUGACAACGGCCAUCAACUCCCUGGUGAUCACAGCCAUCAUCGUAACCAGGAAGUUGCAUCACCCGGCCAACUACCUGAUCUGCUCUCUGGCAGUGACAGACCUGCUGGUGGCCAUCUUGGUCAUGCCCUUCAGCAUCCUCUACAUACAGAGGGAGAGCUGGCAGAUGGGAGAGGCCGUGUGUUACAUGUGGCUGAGUGUUGACAUCACCUGCUGCACCUGUUCCAUCCUCCACCUGGCAGCCAUCGCUCUAGACCGCUACCGGGCCAUCACUGACGCCGUGGAGUAUUCACACAAACGCACUGGACUCCGAGCUGGGAUCACUGUCGGCGUGGUCUGGUUCCUGUCCAUCCUCAUAUCCCUACCCCCUCUCCUGUGGAGGAACCAUGGCGGGGAGCCAGAAGAGAACCAGUGUCUGAUAACUCACCACCACAUCGCCUUUACCCUCUACUCCACCCUGGGAGCCUUCUAUAUCCCCCUGCUCCUCAUCCUCAUCCUAUACUACAAGAUCUACAGAGCAGCUCAGACUCUGUACCUCCGCAGGGGGGCCAGCAGGGCCAGCCGACACUCCUCCAUGGUCAACGGAACCACCCUCCCCUCCUGCCCCCCUGAUGGGGGCCCCGACACCCUGAACCUCCAGGAGAAGUCCUACUCAGACCCCCCCACGGAGGGAGACCGCGUGCGCAUUACCGUAAAGAGUCCCCACAGCGAGUCGAGGCGGGAGCGUGAGUGUUCGUUGAGACGGCAGCGUAUCUCAGGGACCAGGGAGCGACGUGCUGCAUCUACGUUAGGACUGAUACUGGGGGCCUUCGUGGUCUGCUGGCUGCCUUUCUUCCUGAAGGAGGUGAUCYUCAACACGUGUGGCUCCUGCAACACCUCCAUAGAGCUGGCUGACUUCCUCACCUGGCUGGGGUACCUCAACUCCCUCAUCAACCCUCUCAUCUACACUAUCUUCAAUGAGGACUUUAAGAAGGCCUUCCAGAGACUGGUCAGGUGUAGGCAUCGCCUCUGACACGGACGGAGAGGACACACAUGCACACACACACACACACAAACACGUGCACGGCGUUCAGUUCUGAGUUGUGUUGGGCCCGGGAUGGCAUCUGAUUGCCUGAGAUCAGAGACUAUCGACAAGAGACUUUAAAUUAUUAACCGGAGGAAAUGACCUUUAAGACUAUGUCAAGACUAUGAGACACUCCAGCCAGGUCAGUCUAAUGGGACUGGCACAUUGCUGAGGUCUGGAGGGAAGUUAGGAGGACCUCAGAUCCAUAAGAGUCUAUUUAUGGAGAGCCCUGCAAUCAUCAUCUUCUUGUUUGUAUGGGUUAUUGACGUGGCCGGAAUGGUGUUUAAUGACAUUGAAAGGACAAUGUUUAAAUGAACAGACUGAAACAGAUGAGGCGCUAGGGUGAAACUCUGGAUGUACACCAUCGGCCUCGAUCGUUCCAAGGUCUCAGAAAAGCUUAUCAUGGUGUUUCUGUCUGUUCUAUAACUAUCAACCUCCCCAAGCUAGUCUGCUCUGAAA
Salvelinus sp. IW2-2015 is the source of this 1742-nucleotide messenger RNA. RefSeq names its product 5-hydroxytryptamine receptor 1F. Bases 105 to 1232 code for a protein of 375 amino acids. Gene Ontology annotation, biological process: G protein-coupled receptor signaling pathway, coupled to cyclic nucleotide second messenger; adenylate cyclase-inhibiting serotonin receptor signaling pathway; chemical synaptic transmission. NCBI's taxonomy places the organism in Eukaryota, Metazoa, Chordata, Actinopteri, Salmoniformes, Salmonidae. Gene Ontology annotation, molecular function: neurotransmitter receptor activity; G protein-coupled serotonin receptor activity. The record is from RefSeq and is a predicted model, not a curated record. Gene Ontology annotation, cellular component: plasma membrane; dendrite. The transcript is spliced from 3 exons.